Molecule: messenger RNA, 756 nt
Organism: Trypanosoma rangeli
Lineage: Eukaryota; Euglenozoa; Kinetoplastea; Trypanosomatida; Trypanosomatidae
Exons: 1
Coding region: 1-756 (251 amino acids)
Biological process (GO): retrograde protein transport, ER to cytosol; endoplasmic reticulum unfolded protein response
Cellular component (GO): endoplasmic reticulum lumen
Source: RefSeq, a predicted model, not a curated record
AUGUGGCUGCUUUGGUUGCUACUCGCGGCACUUCUGGGCCUCAUGCCGAGCGAUGCAACUUUCAGCCCACUGGAGGAGGCUAUGAGGCUUAAUUACAGAGUUCUCUUUUCUCGGAAUCCCCUUCCGCGUGGGCUCCACAAGGAACAAUACUACCCAUUGCGCCUCAGCAAUGGGUCCAGGUUUGUUUGUGUCGUUCCGGAGGUUUCCCAGCAACAAGAAACCUCUGCGGUGCUCUUUGCGGUGAACCGUAACGUCCCAGCGCGCCUCCUUCAGCGCAUUCACGAAAGGUUUCGCAACGUGUGCGUCCGUUUCAUUGAUGGGUGGUGGACCUACCAAUUCUGUUGGAACGACGAGGUGGUGCAGCUGCACCUGCCGACGAUGAUUUUGAAAGAUGGGGUUUUGUUGGCAACAGAGUCGCAGGGCUCACCGACGCGCUUUCUGCUUGGUGUGGCUCCAUCAAAGGAAUCCUUGAGCUUCCACUUUGGUAUAGAUCCUUUUGGGGAUCGCUUCAUCUCAACAAGGUAUCCCAACGGUGAUCUCUGCGAUCUCACAAAUGCUCCACGAGAGACCGAGAUUCGCUUGUACUGCGCACAGUCUAACGAAGAGGAAAAGAUGACGUUACGCGAGGUGGAGGCUUGUCGGUACGUGACGAGCCUGAAAUCAAAAUAUGCCUGUAUUCCAGAGCUGCAACCAGAAAUGGGGCAGCAGCCCAUUACAUGUCAUGAGAUCGAUUUUGCAACUCUGCAAGCAGUUUAA